ACAUGUGGUCCCUGAACGCACCACCCGUCAGUGUGCUGUACUGAUGUGUGUGUGUGUGUGUGUGUGUGUUUCAGGACACUCAGGUGUGUCUGCAAACAUGAUGAAGAAAAAGAACUCGCACAAGAAGCAGAGGACCAGUGUUGGUCCCAGUAAAACCCUGACUCCUCCCAGGAGGAACAUCGUGGGCUGCAGGAUCCAGCACAUCUGGAAGGAGGGAAGUAAGUCGUCUCAGUGGAAGGGGACGGUCCUGGACCAGGUCCCCGUUAACCCCUCCCUCUAUCUGAUCAAAUACGACGGCUUCGACUGCAUCUACGGCCUGGAGCUGUACAGUGACGAGCGGGUGGUGGGGCUGGAGGUGCUGCCCGACAGAGUGGCUCCGGCCCGUGUGAGCGACUCGCUGCUGGCGGAGACGAUGAUCGGUAAAGCGGUGGAGCACAUGUUUGAGACGGAGGACGGGCCGAAGGAGGAGUGGCGGGGGAUGGUUCUGGCCCGAGCGCCCAUCAUGACGUCCUGGUUCUACAUCACAUACGAGAAGGACCCGGUUCUCUACAUGUACCAGCUGCUGGACGACUACAAGGAGGGAGACCUCCGCAUCAUGCCCGACUCCAACGACAGUGUGGCGGCAGAGCGGGAGCCCGGCGAGGUGGUCGACAGUCUGGUGGGCAAACAGGUCGAGUACGCCAAAGAGGACGGCGGGAAGAGGUCGGGUAUGGUCAUCCACCAGGUGGAGGCCAAACCCUCCGUCUACUUCAUCAAGUUCGAUGACGACUUCCACAUCUACGUCUACGACCUGGUCAAGACGUCCUAAGACCAGGAGACCUGGUCCAGAACGUCCCUCAAAGACUUGAUGAGUCCUGAUCCACCCCCACCAUUAACCCCCAGCCCCCCCGCCCAGUGAAGAAGAACCCCAGCUCGGGUUUAAAACGUCCUGAGACUCAUCACGAUCUGUGGAGACGCCAUUAUUUCUGUUCUUUACUCUCGACUUUGAUGAAAACGCCUUAAAAACAGAAAAGAAACAAAACGUUCCCCCGCGUUCAAACGACAAACCAGCUGCAGGUGGAGAGACGAGUGUCGACUCGUGUUCAUCAUCUUUAUCGGAUUUAUAGACGACCGGUGACUCUGAUGGUUUGGUGUGACUCCUGAGAGGACUCGAUCCUGAGACCCUCCAGUCGACACGUCAACAGAACAACCUCCGUCUCCUGAAACCCCGUCGAGGUGGGCGGGGCGUUCAGCUCUGAGUCUGACGGGGUCAAUGAAGGAACGAGACGUCAGGAUCCCCCUGAACUCUCUGAACCGCCAGGUUCCAUCGUUUGUCCCCAUCUGCCUUUACAGGGGCGGACAUGAGGAGCGCGUGUCCAAUCACAGAGCGGUACUGACCCCGCCCCCCGGUGGUCAGCUGUUGACUUACGGCUGUGGAGAAACCGGAGGACACGAACUCUUUCAUCAUCUGAUCCCCACAUUUCCCACAAUGACUUUCAGCUGUCAGACGUACGUGAUCGUAGAGGAACCGUCGCGUCGCUCAUGGCGUCGUUUUCCUCGCGACGAUUUUAAGUUGAACUUUUUUUUAAUGUGUUUGUUUCUGGUUCAGUUUCAUUUUUCAACAAAAAGCUUCGACUUGUGUGUUUUUUUUGUUGUUUUUUUCAUCUGAUGUUUUUAUAUUUGUGCCAAAAUAUUUCCAGGAAGUAUUAAGUGUUUUUGAGCCUCGGUGAAAAAGAUCAUUAUGAUGAUGCUGCAUCAGUUAAAACUUUAAACACCAUUUAAUGAAUGACUGUAAAUGUGAAAUACUGGGGGGGGGGUGUAAGUUUCUCUCGGUUCUGAAUUGAUCUGUCCACAAGUUUAUUAAAAAACAAAACGUGAGCAGAAUUAAAAGAUAUUCCCCCUCACAGAUUGCCCCCCCCCCCACCGCAGGUUCCGACGCUGGACGUUUAAUAAAAAUCUGCAGUUUUUCUGUUUUCA
Messenger RNA from Paralichthys olivaceus (Japanese flounder), 1956 nucleotides. NCBI's taxonomy places the organism in Eukaryota, Metazoa, Chordata, Actinopteri, Pleuronectiformes, Paralichthyidae. The record is from RefSeq and is a predicted model, not a curated record.